CCUGUAAUGUUAGUAAGGUUGUAUUACAGUAUGAAGUCUCAGAUCUUCCUCCUGCUGUUGGUUUAACUGUCUUUAACAAUGUGGCUUUAUAAUCUUUUGCUGGGUUUUGACCUUAAGGGGCUAUUCCUGUUUAUUUUCAUUUUUAUCAUAAUAGCAGAUUUCCUCAAAAACAGGAAUCCACCAAAUUACCCUCCAGGACCGUUGGCUCUUCCCAUUGUGGGGAAUUUCUUUAGUGUGGACAGUAAACAGCCACACAUUUAUUUCACCAAGCUGGCUGACGUCUAUGGGAAUGUGUUCAGCGUCCGCCUCGGCAGUGACAAGAUGGUGUUUGUGUCUGGGUACAAGAUGGUGAAGGAAGCCAUAGUGACACAAGCCAACAACUUUGUGGAUCGACCAUACAGUGCAACUCAGUACAGGAAUUACUCAGGAGACUCAGCUGGUCUGUUCACAAGCAAUGGUGAAACAUGGAAGAGACAGCGACGCUUUGCUUUGUCUACCUUACGUACCUUCGGCCUGGGCAAAAGCACCUUGGAGCAGAGCAUCUGUGAGGAGAUCCGACAUCUGCAGGAGGAGAUAGAGAAGGAGAAAGGUGAACCUUUCAACCCAGCAAGUCUCUUCAACAAUGCUGUGUCCAACAUCAUUUGCCAGCUGGUGAUGGGGAAGCGGUUUGACUACAGCGACCACAACUUCAAGAUCAUGCUGAAGCAUCUGUCUGAACUUUUUCGGCUGCAGGGCUCUAUUUGGGGUCUGGUAAGUUAGUAAUAUUCAUUUAGUUCAAUCCUCGUCAGAGAGACAGCAUUUUCAUGGAAUUCUGGGAGUCAAUCCUUCUUAACCAACUGAGAGGCCCAAGUCUGUUGUCAAAGUUGAUAACAAAAGGUGAAGGGUGAUGUGAAUGAAAGUUUCUCUCAUCUACUGUUUUCUUCUGUGUAGCUGUAUGAGUCAUUCCCCGGAUUGAUG
Molecule: messenger RNA, 957 nt
Organism: Sebastes umbrosus (honeycomb rockfish)
Lineage: Eukaryota; Metazoa; Chordata; Actinopteri; Perciformes; Sebastidae
Product: cytochrome P450 2J6-like
Exons: 4
Coding region: 79-759 (226 amino acids)
Biological process (GO): xenobiotic metabolic process
Cellular component (GO): cytoplasm; intracellular membrane-bounded organelle
Molecular function (GO): iron ion binding; heme binding; oxidoreductase activity, acting on paired donors, with incorporation or reduction of molecular oxygen, reduced flavin or flavoprotein as one donor, and incorporation of one atom of oxygen
Source: RefSeq, a predicted model, not a curated record